Molecule: messenger RNA, 1215 nt
Organism: Geosmithia morbida
Lineage: Eukaryota; Fungi; Ascomycota; Sordariomycetes; Hypocreales; Bionectriaceae
Product: Methionine aminopeptidase
Exons: 4
Coding region: 1-1215 (404 amino acids)
Source: RefSeq, a predicted model, not a curated record
AUGUCGGACGAGAAGACGACGACGGAGACCGAUUACUCGCUCAACAAUCCUGACACUCUCACCAAGUACAAGACUGCUGGUCAGAUCUCGGAGAAGGUGCUCGCUGCUGUCGCUGAGCUCUGCGUUCCCGGCGCCAAGUAUGUCGAGAUCUGCCAGAAGGGUGACAAGUUGAUGGAGGAGGAGAUCGCCAAGGUCUACCGCGGCAAGAAGGUCACUAAGGGUUUCGCGCACCCCACGACCGUUUCCCCCUCGUCGUUCAUCACUCCCUACACCCCCCUAACCUCAGAUGAGGCUGAGGCCUCGGCCGAGAUCAAGGAGGGCGAGGUCAUCAAGAUCCAACUGGGUGCCCAGAUUGACGGCUUCGGCACCAUUGUCUGCGACACGGUCAUUGCCGGCCAGGCCGCUGACGCCACCAUCACUGGCCGCGACGCUGACCUUCUGCUCGCCACACACUACGCCAACGAGCUCCUCCUGCGUCUGAUGGUCCCCCCCGGCCUCCUAGCUCAGGGUUCGGACGAGGAAAAGGCCAAGGCCGCCGCUAAGAAGGCCCCCACGCAGUCCGCCAUCACCCAGCUCCUGGAGAAGGUGUGUGGGAGCUACGAGGUCAAGCUGGUCGAGAGCACCACGUCGUGGCUGUUUGGCCAUAAUGAGAUUGAGGGCUCAAAGAAGAUUGUCCUAGCUCCCUCUGAGGGAGCCAAGGGCGAUGGUGUCCCCGAGACGUCCGAGGUUUGGGGUGUCGAGAUAGGCGUCAGCCUGGGCUCCGGCAAGGUCAAGACGCUUGACAACCGCGCCACCCUCCACCGCCGCACCCUCCAGACCUACGGCCUGAAGAGGCCCACAUCGCGCAAGGUCCUCUCCGAAGUCCAGAAGAAGUUUGGCAACUUCCCGUUCAGCCUAAGGCAGCUCGAGGACGAGCGCGACGCCAAGACUGGUGUCGUCGAGUGUGUUCGCGGAAACGUCUUCCGCCAGUACGAGGUUGUCGGCGACAAGGAGGACGCUCCUGUUGCCAGACUCCUGACCACAAUUGCCAUCACCAAGAACGGCAUCACCAAGCUCAGUGGACCUCCCACUGUGGACCUCAGUAAGAUCCAGUCGGACAAGAAUAUUACGGAUGAGGAGGUGCUCGCUAUCCUUGAGCAGCCCCUGUCGAGGAACACGGGCAAGAAGAACAAGAAGAAGAAGACCACCAAGAAGGAGGGCGAGAGCGCCGAGUGA